AUGGCGGGCGGUCUCGUCAAGUACAGGCACCUGAGCCGCAACUCGUCGGCGCGACAGGCCCUCCUCCGCGGCCUCGUCACCUCCCUCGUUGCCCACGAGCACAUCCACACCACCUACGCCAAGGCGAAGGAGGCCCAGCGCCUCGCCGACAAGCUCAUCACCUACGCGAAGCGGGACAACGAGGAGACGAGGCGGAAAGCCCAGGCCAUUCUCUACACCCCCCAUGAUCUCCUCCCCAAGCUCUUUGGCGAGCUCCGCGAGCGCUACUCCGAGCGCCCCGGCGGCUACACGCGCGUGCUGCGCACCGAGCCGCGGAGCACCUACGACCAGGCGCCCUCGGCGAUCCUCGAGCUCGUUGACGGACCCCGCGACGCCCGCUUCAUGAUGACGGCCAAGGCCGUCGCCUUCGACAAGGACUCGGGCAAGAGGCACACGGAGCUGACCAAGAAGAACGUCUCCAAGGUCACGAGGUACCGCAAGGACGGCAAGACGGCCUUCGAUGACAUGGUCGCCAGCUUCCGGCUGCUCAGCGCCAGGAGCAACGGCGGCAAGGGCAAGAAGGGCGACACGGAGGAGACUGAGGCGUGA
Colletotrichum spaethianum is the source of this 588-nucleotide messenger RNA. Its product is annotated as 54S ribosomal protein L8, mitochondrial. The record is from RefSeq and is a predicted model, not a curated record. Gene Ontology annotation, cellular component: ribosome; mitochondrial large ribosomal subunit. Bases 1 to 588 code for a protein of 195 amino acids. Gene Ontology annotation, molecular function: structural constituent of ribosome. Gene Ontology annotation, biological process: translation. The transcript is spliced from 2 exons. Lineage: Eukaryota; Fungi; Ascomycota; Sordariomycetes; Glomerellales; Glomerellaceae.